Molecule: messenger RNA, 422 nt
Organism: Cicer arietinum (chickpea)
Lineage: Eukaryota; Viridiplantae; Streptophyta; Magnoliopsida; Fabales; Fabaceae
Product: nuclear transcription factor Y subunit C-3-like
Biological process (GO): regulation of transcription by RNA polymerase II
Cellular component (GO): nucleus
Molecular function (GO): protein heterodimerization activity; DNA-binding transcription factor activity, RNA polymerase II-specific; RNA polymerase II cis-regulatory region sequence-specific DNA binding
Source: RefSeq, a predicted model, not a curated record
ACAUAAUUAAAAGUUAAUUAAAAAAACAGAGAACAAGAUGAGACAAGCUGGUGCAUAUUCAAAGUUACUAUGUGGUGGCAUAUCAAGAAGAACAGGUCCACAUUCAUUACCCUUAGCAAGAAUAAAGAAGAUAAUGAAGAAAUCUAGUGAAGAUGUGAAGAUGAUAUCAGGUGUGGCACCAAUUGUUUUUUCUAAGGCUUGUGAACUUUUCAUUGAGGAACUUACAAGAAGGUCUUGGAAUAUUGCUAUUGAUGGUAAAAGAAGAACUUUGAAUAAAGAUGAUGUUGCUUCUGCUGUUAUAGCUACAGAUUUAUUUGACUUUUUGAUUGAUUUGGUUUCUAAUUCUCAUGCUAAUUUAGUUGCUGGUGAAUGUGUUGCCAGUAACACCAAUGUCUUUGAUUCUAUAUUUUAAUUUAUGGAAG